AGUCAGUGGAGGAGUGGAGCUCCGGGAGCAGGCUCAGCUUUCCCCGGGACACAAUCCUGCUUCCUCGGCGUCAUGACUCUCUACCACGGCCGCCUGCCGGCACUCGGAGUGGCAUCCUCGGCUCUGAGCCUCUCCGCCCCCCCGCUCUUCUACUUGUACGGCCGAGAGAGCGGAGGGGUCGUGCCCGCCGCCCUGAGCUUCGUGCCGACCCGCCAGGAGCCUCCGCAGAAGCCGCCCUACAGCUACAUCGCGCUCAUCGCCAUGGCCAUCAAGAGCGCACCGGAGCAGCGCGCAACGCUCAGCGGCAUCUACCAGUUUAUCAUGGACCGGUUCCCAUUUUAUCACGACAACAAGCAGGGCUGGCAGAACUCCAUCCGCCACAACCUGUCCCUGAAUGACUGCUUCAUCAAGGUGCCCAGAGAGAAGGGUCGGCCCGGCAAAGGCAGCUACUGGACGCUGGACACCAAGUGUCUGGAUAUGUUUGAGAACGGCAACUACCGCCGGAGGAAGAGGAAGGCAAAAAGCCAGCAGGAGGCUCUGGACUCUAAAGCCGCUGGACACAAGCGCACAAAGGGCGCGGGGCCAUCCAGGGACCCCCAAACCCCUGUGAAACACCAGACUGGUUCAGAGACAGCGGAGGAACCAGCCAGGCAGGAUGCGGAGAGCGUGGAAAAACAACCAGACACAAAACCUGUUCUUGUGGAGUUUAACCAAGCGGAACAGCCACAACCGCUCUCCAUACAAAGACUCAAAGUGCUCCCCAACCAAGACACCACAGCAUCCAUCGGGAGGAGGCUUGACGCUCCGCAGCCUGAGCCGUGUCUCACUCCGAGACACGCUCCGCUGUGGAUGGACGGAGCGCAUCUCCUAGGCGCGUCCCUCCGCUGGGAGCCGGACGAGAAGAGGUCAGCGUUCAGCGGGAGGGAGAGAGAGAGGGGUCCGCUGUGCGCCGUCAGCUGCACGGCAAACACAAACCUGGCUGCAAGCGCGCAGGACAGGCCGAAGGGAAACGUUCCGAGCAGGGAUAAAUCCAAAGGGUUCAGCAUCGAGAGCAUCUUAUCGAGGAGUGAAGACGAAACGCGCGGCAGCAUCCUCGGUCUGUCGGCGGAGACAUGCGCAGAGCGCCAGAGUCCAGGCUUCAGCUCGUCUGUGGUCCUCGGUGCUCGGCCGCAUCAGCUGUACCAGAUGGGAUUCCCCCUCUGCUCCUACCUGUCACUCACCUGUCCCGACAAAGUACUGCAUUUCAAAUGAGUUCAGACCUCAAUGUAUUUUACGCACGGAUGUCCAAACGUGUCAAGUGUAAUUAGCUUUUCAUGAUGAGUUAACUAUGAGACAGCUUCCUGUUCCUCUGCUUAUACAUGUGUUUUAUUGUAUCAAUUCAUGGAGGAAUCUUGAAUGUAGCCUGAUGACUGGGCCCGUGUAGCCUGUAUUGAACUGUGGGGACAUUGUACGAUAUGAGAAUGACGUUUGUAAUCAAAGCUGUUUUACACUCCACUUUGCUCAUGUGCGAAAUAAAGUUUAGUUUGGUAAUUAAAUGACAGCAUGCUUUAUUUAAAAUGAGAGUAGAAAUACUGUUAGAGAACAGGAGGCUGCUGCUUGAAUGAAAUGUCACAUAAACCUCUCUGAUGCCAGAGAGACAGUAACAUGUAGCCUAUCUGUGUAUUUGAUUUUCAGUUCUGCCAUAUAAAGCUUCUGAUCACUGAGGAUUACAGGCCAGGUCAGUGUUUUGCUGUGUGCAUAGAUGAUUUAUCCAAAGGGAUGAGAUACAGAUAUCAGAGAUAAUCCAGGACAUUAAGAUUGUUUCCAUGACAGCAGUUGUGUCAACUUCAGACUGGUCAUAAUGAAUCAUCAUGAAGGAUUCAAAGACAUUGACUAUAGACAAUCAGUUUGGAUUCAGAUAACAUGACUCAUAAAACUGACUCCACCUGGACAAAACAGAUGGACCAAAAGUUUUGUCACAUGACACAGAAAAUUUCGAAUUACUUUUAUUUGUGCAGCUUUCGGUCUCUGGCGUUUCUACUGGUUAAUACUCAACUUCAGCAACUUAGUCUGAAACAGGAAGUGAAUUCUUGAGCAGUUCACUAAUUUUCUUCUUCUAUUGGUCAGUAAAUUAUUGAGAGCUGAUUUUGUGACGACAUCUAGUGUUUUAAAACCUCUGACAAUCAGAGUUCACUCCAUUUAAACCUUUAUAGAGCUUAUAAUGAACAUGAUGAAACUGAUAGAACUGAUAUAUAUCACACAUCUUGGUGUUGAUAUAUUAAUUAUGAGGUUCUAGUCUUUCCGUUAAUUAUCAGUUUAAUGUCAAUCAAAUCAUCAAUAAACAUGUAAUCGAUCAAACUGCAUCACAUCACGUCAUGUGUGAGGUGACUAUAAAGACGUCAAAUCAUUCUGAUCCUGGAUCACGUACAGAAAGUGGACAAUCUGAACUCAAGGUCCAUUUAUGAGCUUCUCAUGAACUUUCAACCAAAUCUCAUGGUCUUCCUCCGCAGAUGGAGUUUACAUGUAAACUCCAUCCAGUGAGGAAGGCUGCUGAGAGAAUGUGGAGUUGUUUUGUUUCAAACUAUUUCCAGGUUCCAGACUGAGCUGAAGCCGUCCUCCCUCUGGUCCCCACAGUGGAGGGGGAAGUAUUCAGUCCCUUUACUGAAGCAAAAGUAUCAAUGUAGAAAUAUUACAAGUCCUGCAUGAAAAUAGUAAAAGUCAAAAGUAUGACCAUCAAAAUGAAGUUGAAAUACUGAAGUAAAGGUCCUGUUGGGUCUCUGACUGUUCUAUUAUUAUAUAUGACAUCAUUAGAUGAUCAAUACUGAAGCAUCAGUGUGUGAGCAGCAUGUUACUGUUGUAGCUGCUGCAGGUGGAGCUGGUCUGAACUACUUUAAAUAGAUUUCUAUAAACAGGGAGACCAGAUAAAUGAGGGGUCGUGGGAUGAUUAAAGGGAAAGAAGAAAAAACAAAGUUCUGAUUCACAAACCUGUUUUCAGUUUUUUUUUAAUCUUUGAUUGUUGGUGAGAUAUUGGAUCAUUUGAACAUUUAUAGAAAUGAAACCCUGGGAGGUUUAGAGGGAAAAAUCACUGCUUGGUGGAACUGUUAACUCAUAGACAUCAGAUGUGACCCUGACUACACGCAGCUUUUGUAAGACGUCACAGGCCAGGACGCUUGGAAACCACUGCUUUUAUCUUUAACAAUGUGUUGUAUUUAAAAGCUUGUUUGUGUAAAAUCUUUAUGUUAAAAGUAACUUGUA
This is a messenger RNA of Seriola dumerili (greater amberjack), 3234 nucleotides long. RefSeq names its product forkhead box protein L1-like (gene foxl1). Bases 73 to 1251 code for a protein of 392 amino acids. The record is from RefSeq and is a predicted model, not a curated record. Gene Ontology annotation, molecular function: RNA polymerase II cis-regulatory region sequence-specific DNA binding; DNA-binding transcription factor activity, RNA polymerase II-specific. Lineage: Eukaryota; Metazoa; Chordata; Actinopteri; Carangiformes; Carangidae. Gene Ontology annotation, biological process: anatomical structure morphogenesis; regulation of transcription by RNA polymerase II; cell differentiation. The transcript has a single exon.